This is a messenger RNA of Zootoca vivipara (common lizard), 2738 nucleotides long. RefSeq names its product phosphatidylinositol glycan anchor biosynthesis class W (gene PIGW). NCBI's taxonomy places the organism in Eukaryota, Metazoa, Chordata, Lepidosauria, Squamata, Lacertidae. Gene Ontology annotation, molecular function: glucosaminyl-phosphatidylinositol O-acyltransferase activity. Gene Ontology annotation, biological process: protein localization to plasma membrane; GPI anchor biosynthetic process. Gene Ontology annotation, cellular component: endoplasmic reticulum; membrane. The record is from RefSeq and is a predicted model, not a curated record.
GUGUGAGGUUUGCAGCCCGCCGGCCUCAUCCUGUGCCUGUUUCCUCCGAAGGAAGCAGACAGGGCUGACUCCUGACUGCCAAUUCACGUUCAGAGAACCGUGGCGCAAGUUUUCCUCGGAAGGAAGCUCCACCGAGUUCAACAAUGAGGUUUACUCCUAAGAAAAGGGUGCGCAGGGUCGCUGCGUGGUUUACGCGGAAAUUAGUGGGAUUUCCCAAGAAAAUGUGCGGGGUGGGUGAGUUCCAGUUUAACAGCCGGGAUCCGUGUAUUAUCGGAAGCAAAGCAUGCUUCCCGAAGCAACAACGCAGGCUUUACUCGGUAGCCAGCUCCGCUGCACCUAGAAAGCGUGUGUUGCACCACAGCCUAAAAUAGUUGUUUUAAAUUUUUACAUGUUGUGUUUUAAUAGUUGUGACCCGCCCCUGGACCUUAGGACUAAAGGCGGGUAGUACUAACAGGAAGUAUAAGCGAGGAGCUGUGCAGAGCUAAGGAGAAACUCUACACCUGUAUUUUAAAUACAGUUUUCAUUCUCAGAGAAACAGCAAAGACCUGUCUCUGACCCAGCCUUUCUGAUGAGAAUGUUUUCAGUUAGCCAAACAAAUCCUGCUGUCUUUCUUCGCUGAAACUUAACCUCCAUAAGAAUGCAGUGACUUACAAAAGCAGAAAAAAUGUCGCAAAAGGAAAAAGAAGAAUUUUUAAGUAAUUUGAAUGGAACUACCUUGUUGGAGAUCUCCAUUGGCUUACCCCUAGCAUCAUUAUGCCUCCUUUCCAGAGGGCUUCUGUUGAUCUUGUAUUUUCUCUGCUAUGGAAGACCACUACAGUCAAUGGUUGGCCAUUUUCUUCUAGACUUCACAAUCUUAGUUGUCCCGCCAGUGUUGUCUUGUACAAUUUUGGCUCCUGUCCUACCUUGGGUAAUGCUCUCCAUCACCCUAUUCUGUGUCAGCUUGGUUUUGAUCAUAUACAGUCAGAGAACCAAUUAUGUGAGAGUGCCGCCUAAGCAAAUCAUAAGCGAUUUCUUGAGGACAAGCUUGGAACCAGAGUACAUUCCUUCAAUAACGGUGUUCCGAGUCUUUGUCAAUGUCUUGACAUCCAUCAGCAUUCUGGCUGUAGAUUUUCCACAGUACCCUCGGCGGUAUGCCAAAACAGAGACCUAUGGAACAGGGGUAAUGGAUUUUGGAGUGGGAUCAUUUGUUUUUGGGAACGCUGUGGUUUGUCCAGAAGUCCGGCUGAAGCCUGGCACAGCACAGCACAAAGUCUCUUAUCUUGCCAGGCAGUUCUUUGCUGUGUGGCCUUUGCUACUUCUUGGCUUUGGGCGGGUGAUGAGCAUCAAGGCCAUUGACUAUUACGAACAUGUCUCGGAAUACGGUGUGCACUGGAACUUUUUCUUCACUUUAGCCGUUGUACGGAUGGCUGCGUCAUUGCUUUUGGCUGUCUUCCCCGUGCGCAGAGCAUGGUUAAUUGCAGCAACACUUGCCAUAGUCUAUGAAGGCUUCCUCAGCUUCACACCUUUGAAGAUGUUCAUCUUGCAUGGGAGCGAUGGCCAAGAUUCACGGGACGGGUUUUUCAAUGCCAACAGAGAGGGCAUAUUUUCUGUCAUCGGCUACCUAGCUGUUUACAUGGCUAGCGUGCAAGUAGGCUUAUAUUUGUUAAAGAGGAGGAGCUUGGUGGGAGAGUGGCUUGGCGUGAUCGGCUCUUUCCUGAUUGCAGCUUUCUUCCUCUUUAUCUGUCUUCAUGUAACGCAAACUCGCAUAGACACCGUAUCCCGACGGAUGGCAAACCUCUCCUUUUGCGUGUGGGUCAUUGCUCACGGCCUGUUACUCUUUAGUUGCUUUUUGGUGGCUGAUCUUGUGCUGGUGUUUGGAAAGUUUCUGGUGGCUGGGGCUAGCAUUCCUUGCAGCUGGAAUUUCAUGCAGCCGGCAGCAGCAAGUAAAAAACAUGACCUGGAGCCCCAGGAUCGGAAAACAUUGCCUCGGAGUGUGUGCAUGAUCAGCGCUGUGAAUAAGAAUCAGCUCCUGUAUUUCUUACUAGCGAAUGUCUUGACUGGCUUUGUGAAUAUGGUGGUCGACACGAUUCACAGCAAUGCAUUCUGGGCUAUGUUUGUCCUGCAUCUAUAUAUGUUUACAAACUGUUUGGUUAUGUAUCUGUUGCAAGCAAGAAAUAUAAUCUUAAAGUGGUGGUAAUUAUAUAUAUGUGUGUGUGUAUAUAUAUAUAAGUUGUAACCAAAAAGAAAAGGUUUUGCCUGCUGGGAUUGCACUGGUUUUAUAAGACUUUGCAUGCAUGCAGGUAUACUGGAAUGUGUAUAAAGGAAGGAAUGUGGACUAUAGUUGUUUUAAACUCAUGGCCACUUUCAUCACAUUUCCAUAUGUCUGUAGCAUUGGGACCAAAGCUCAAGCUGGAGCCAGAGCCAAUGGCAGGCAGAGCCUCCUCAUACUUGUUUUGUCCUCCUCCUUCCUACUGUGUUCUAUAAGGGGCAACAAUGAGACUAAGGAGGGACAGGAAGCUUACAGUCAGGGACAUCCCCUGGGCUAGUUGUAAGAAGGAAGGCAGGGCUGGUGGGGGCCAUUUGAGGGGAAACUGAGGUUGGUCACCCUUGCAGACCAGACAUUAAGCUUAUUUGUCCCUUUGUCACAUUCAUGUGCAGGGUGCCCUUCUCUCCUGCCGUGGGUCUGCACACACUGAAUGUCUAACAUGCUAAGACGUGGUACUGAGGCAGAGGGCACUUUGUGCUUGAUGAAGGUUUAC